UUUAGGUGAACUAGGUAACUCGUAACUAACUAAAGAAACGUUAUUCCUUCCUUAAAAGAUUUAUUUUUACAAAAUUUUCUGAUCGAGAUAAAUUACAUUUGCUAAUUUUGUACAAUUUGCAGUUAACUCGGGAAUUCACUUUUGUUCGCGAAGCCGUAAAUCUUUCGGUUACUUAGUCGUCUGAAUUCAUGAGUUCCACCCGCGAUCGCUUCCUGUUGCGUAGCUCUCGGUGCUAGGAUCAGUGUUCUUUGAAAUUUUGUGCGGUUUGAAAGUGCGCGUGUUUAUUUGUAGUGUUUGGAACGAGCGACGCCGCGACGCGCGACGCACGCGAGCAACAUGCCGCGGCCACUUCAGUUGUUUCGUGGUAAGCCGUGCGUAAGCGCGCGCGCCGCAUAUGCACAUUUUACUAUCGUGAUUCGCGUCAGAUAACAGCUCAUAUGUAAAAUUGCGCGCUCACCAAAAUGUCUACUAAUAAAGAUGGAAAACAGCGGCGCAACGAUCACCUACUCAAAAACUUACCGACAGAAGUACUAUUAAAAGCGAGAAGCACACUGGUCUCGAUAAGUGGUGCUUUAAAGCCAAAAAAUGAACAUCAGCAGCGUCCUAAACUAACCAAGGAAGAUUCAAAAGACAGAAAAUAUCAAGACAGGCUAAAGUUAAGUCGUUCGGAGCCAGAGUUCGGUGAAAUCAGAAAGUCGAAACACAAAAGCCGUGCAGAAGAUGGUUUAUCCCGCGAUUACGCAGUUGGACCAAAACCGAGGCCACUAUCAGUUGGUGCAGUGAAACGACCUGAAAGAGAGACCGAUAAUUUUUCAAAUGCUAGUUUUCUGAAAGAACCUUCUCCAGCGUGGCAGCGGAAUUUUGAUUCGUCAGAAGAUGUGUGUGUGCAAUCAUGUUUAGUGUUACCUGUUGCCGAAAGAUUAAGUGUUAAAGACUUUCAAGACUAUCAUAUGCAUGAUAGUGGUGAAAGACCAAGAAAGAAAUUAUCAUUCCGAGAACCAGAGAUUGUUGGUAACGGUAGUGCUACACUCGGGCGGUCGCAUAAACUAAUGGGUGUUAACAGUUUAUCAAGGAAACCUAACCGGAUAUCACUCAGAGCCGAAGUGCAUUCUUCUUUAGAAGGCAUUGAUUCAGAUUUAGAAAGUCAAGCGAUGCGCAUCGUGCGUACAGUGGGCCAGGCGUUCGAGGUGUGCCACAAGAUCCAGCAGUCCAACACUCCUGACCAGCCCGCACCUUCUACCUCCUCGGCCGUGGACGACCCAGCGCCCAGCGGCAUUGCCAGCGACGUCCCGCCCUCCAGAGAAGCGGCGUCAGAUUGUGGCGUAUCGGAGACGGGGGCCGCGUCCACGUCGCGAGCGGCGGACGAGAGCGCGCCGCCCGCGCAAGAACCGAUCAGACCCUCGCAUCUCGAGUUCCUACCGCCACCGCCGAGGAAGGACGGCAAGAAAUCACCGCAGCGUUUAACCCCGACACCCAGCAUCAACUUUCCGGACUUUCCUGAGUGCGUGAUCAACGUGGACGUUAAAACCAACGGCGAGACUACUGACGAGAGCACCCCGCUGAGCGCCCAGCACCAAUUGCAGCUGCUCCGAGAGCGGCUGGAGCAACAAGUGCAACAGACUCGAGCGGCGGUCGCGCAGUUGCUGCUGCUAAGAGACCAGCUCGCUGCGGAACAAGCGGCACGCUGUGAAGCACAGGCCCGUACACAUCAGCUCUUAGUUCAUAACAAGGAACUUUUAGAGCAUAUAGCAGCACUGGUCGCACAUUUGCAAGAAAGAGAGAGAGGAACUGCUAAACCAAUCAACGCACAGCAACUGACACUAUUGCCACAGGCGAGAGCUGAUCUUGGAAAAGAUAUCACCAAAUCAAAGAUACAACCAAUGAUGAAUGGAAAUCUUCAACAGAUCAACGCAGAGCAACUCAUCAAUCUGAUAACACAGAGCACUAAUACUAAUAAAAACGUCGAAAGUAAUAACAACACAUUUUCCCCGUUCUGUACUACUCCUACAUUGCCACAAAGCCCGGGCUCUGCUCCAUCAUUUGGUGGAAUGACAAACGAACAAAUUCAAAAUUAUUUGAUUUCUAAAUUUCAAGACAUGGGAGGAUUUCCUUUAGUGCCUGAGACGAAGACAAACAACCAACAAUUUUUCCAGAACUGCAACGCUUUCCCAAAUAUACCACCGCUGACAAAUCACUACAGCCACACCGAUAUCGCUAGUCUACUGAACCAUAAUGUGUACAAGGAGAAAAGUAGUUCCACUGACGAAUUAGGUGCAAUGGCUCAAGCGAUGAGCUUAGGUCAUUCCGAAAAUUCUCUAUGCAGCAACAGCCAAGCUACAACUUCAAAAGACUCUACACCAGAAGCGUUCAGUUCGGACGAAGGAGUUGCCUUUAUAAUGCCCCUGUCGCACAACGGUACUCUGACUGCAACAGGAGAUGACGGUCGCGUGAGGCUCAUUGUGCCAGUGAGUCCAUCGGGAAGUACUUCCGAUAUAGGUGAUAUACCAAACGAAACCCAAAGUUAUUCUGGAGUAACGUUGAAGGUUCCCGAACGUUUAUCUCCAGCCGCCCCAAUCACUCGCACCACCAGCGAAAAAGUGCCAAACAGAAGUGAGAUGAUGACUGCAUUACGGUCUCAAUGGACAAGGCAUACCACAAAGUAGAAUAAAAUUGAAUUAGUACUCUUUAUUUUUGAAUCGUUCUAAACUAUACCUGUAUUGUAUAUUUUAUGUAACGUAGGAUAUAUUAUAUUAUGACCUCUGUGUUUGAAUGAUUAUUGUUAUUUCUGUGAGAGAAGAAAUUUUGGUAUUAAAGAUUGAGACUUGAACAAAGGUGCCAUAUUUACAAACGUCACCUAAAGAGACGGCGUACAUUAAAUUAGGAUAGAAAAUACUAUUCUAUACUUAUAUGUUAACAUAUCUAAAUUAGGACCAUAAUAGAGAGGACGUAAAUUACAAUUUUACAUUAAUGCGAAUCUCGUCGUGGCUGAUCUUUUCAUAUCAAAUCUGAAAGUAGAAUACAGUUUUAUGGGCCAUAUAGCUAUGAUGAUGUUAAAAUAGAGCCAAAGCCAUUGAUACCUAUGAGUCAUAAAAAAAAUAUUGUACUUUAAGAUCGAUUUAUGCAGCUUCAAUACUAGUAUUUUAUGACUUCUGUUUAGAGUUUAUUUAUUGACUGUCCUUAUUGCUGUCCAUGUAAAUUUAUUUUAAAUUCAGUUGUUGUUCUACUUUAUUGGAUAUAUAUAAUGAAUGAAUAAAAUAUAUCAAGUGUUUCUAGUCAAUUACCCGUUGAUACUAGUAGUAUGAGUUGUUAUGAUUUUUUUAUGUAGUAAAGUAAGAUUUUGUGUGCAGAUUAUAUUAUGAAUAUCAUUUUACGUAUUUGUUAUAUAGAAUCAUUAUAUGAUAUGAUUACUUAAAAUCAUGUUUCUGUAAAAUAUGUUGUGGUGUUUUAACAAGUUAUACCUACACUCAUACUAUAAUGCCAAAACUUAGAUUUUAUUAUAAUGAAAGGACCAAUGAAGUUAUCAUCACUGUGAACUGUCAUAGAAAUACUGACAUUGUAUAAAUUAUGAUGGGCGCAAUCACCUGAACCUUUGACAAAUCAAUGUAACAAAUACUUAAAAUUCUACAUUAAAAUACUAGCAGCAUCAAAGCCCUGACAAUAUGAUUUAAUUUAUAAAUGAUUAUGGAAGGAUUAGUAUUGUUGGUUUAUGUAUUGGAAAUUGUAACAUGCACCCUUAUUGGAGAUACUUGUAAAAUAAAUGAGAUUAUUUUACCUUAAAACUUAUUAUACUUCGUUACAGCGGCGGCACAUCAGGAGUUUAACUUAAUCCUAGGUGCGUUUAACAAAGUUUCAAUUCGGAAAAUUCAUUACCUUGUGACAAUUUGAUCUGCUGUUGAUUGCGCAUUCAGUCUACUAUAUCGGCAGUGUUUUAUGAUUAUACUAUGUCAUAAUAUGACUAUACAUAUCAGCGGAUGGCAUCAACUUCAUUUGGCAUUCAGUCAUUUAUCAAAAAUUUAAACGUUUAAUUUUGUAAGCCAGAAUGAUCUUAAGGCAUUUAAAUAUAAAAUUCACAAUAACUAAAAAGCAGAACCAGUAGAUAGCAGAAGGUUCACAGGCAGAACCGUCUUUUGCCAAACAAAUAUUUAACUUUUCCUUAUUCAUUUAUCUAUUAUAUCAGGUAUCUCGCACUUCACUGACCCCAACUGAGGCACGCUCGCUUCGCUCGCUCAAAUCGUGCUAGGUUUUGGUCAGGGCUUUCAAGUUCGGAUUGUUUUCAACUCCGGAGCUACUUCCGAACUCCGGAGUGAAAACCUAAGUUGGCAGUAUUUUUAGAAAUAUAGAAAAAAGGUCCUUUAUUUUAGUAAACAUUAGUUUUAACUGUCAAAUAAUGGGUCUUAUAAUCUCGGAUUUAUCACUGACCGACAAAGAAAUGUGUAGUCCAGUAAUUUCAAAGCAGAUUUGCUGUGACAAACGGACAGAUAACGAAAAAAAUUGUAAAAUAAUCCUUAGACUGAAUUCGACGGUUAGAAUAAAUAAACAUAAUUAACAAUUUAUGACAUCACUAAUUUCUACUUUUUGCUGCCUAUUAAUACCGUUGCCCAGGGUUCAGCCUAAGGGCAAGCCAGAAAGUCAAAUAUACUAUUUUAUAAGUAUUUUUAAAUAAUGACAAACGAACAUUGACGUUUUGUAAAAAAUUGCUAAUAUCUUAAAAUUAUGAAUUUCAAUUUACUAGUAGUAUAAAUGCGUUUCUAUUUAGGGCAAGCUGUUAUUUUUUUUUUUUCAUUUGGUUUUUAAUAACCGGUUUUAACUCCGGUUUUCUAUUGUGUUUGAUAGUUUAAUACAUUUGGAAUCUAAAACCUGGUUCGUGUCAGUAUUUCGUUGAGGUGUCAGCAAAAUUUUAAUUGGUAACGCAUAAAUAAAUGUUUGGGUUCGCAUCAAGCGAGCAUAGCAGAGCUAAGACCUAUCAUUCAUCUAUGUUGGAAUGUAUAGAUUCAUGCCAGGUGGCUUUACAUAACAUGCCAAUACAUCGUCAAAUUAAUAAAACCACUUUCUCGUAAUAUUCAUUGAAGUAGAAAAAACCUUAAUUAUCCAUUUUUGAACAUGCGAAUCCGGAGUGUUUGAUAGUAUGCUAUCAAACA
Molecule: messenger RNA, 5138 nt
Organism: Chilo suppressalis (striped riceborer)
Lineage: Eukaryota; Metazoa; Arthropoda; Insecta; Lepidoptera; Crambidae
Source: the annotation of a GenBank genome assembly